Cooperia oncophora is the source of this 222-nucleotide messenger RNA. The record is from the annotation of a GenBank genome assembly. Lineage: Eukaryota; Metazoa; Nematoda; Chromadorea; Rhabditida; Trichostrongylidae.
GUUGUUGAAACGGUGCUAUCCCCAGAAUCACACGAUUCUGGCGUGGUAUUCGAGAAUCAGUAUAGUAAACCGUUACGAGUGAAUCCACCACCUCCAGUGAAUGAAGAGGAGCCGAAGCAGUUACCUCCGGGCUGGGAAAAGCACCAAGAUCCAUCAGGGUUCUCUUACUACUGGCAUGUGGAUAGCGGAACAAUUCAACGUGAACCACCAGUGCGUUAUUGA